GGAGCCUCCAUUUUCGCUGACAAGAGCGGAAAUGAGGUUCAGGUGCUACACUUGCCUUUGCUGGAGAGGUUUGAUGUAGCAGCACAGUUCAGCUGGGGUAGUGCCACCCUGGCUUAUCUAUACAGGCAGCUGUGUCGCGGCUGCCAGAGAGGGAGCACAGAGCUGGGGGGAUUUUUGCUACUCCUCCAGAUUUGGUCAUGGGAGUAUAUCCACAUUGGCCGUCCCAUUAUAGUCGGAUAUCAUGGCAUUGAUGGACAGCCACUGCCUGAUGAGCCGCCACGUCUGCUAGGACCACAUCAUGUACGGGGCGAGGAUCCUCUAGGCCGUCGGUGGCUAUAUGCUGGUCUAUCUCGCAUGUCAUCCGCUACUGGGCUCGGUGUCUACAGGGAUGCAUUGGAUCGGAUGUCUGAGGACCAGAUCACAUGGAUGCCGUUUAGACCUGAUAUGUUAGCAGAGUUGCCCCCAGCUGGACGAGAGCAUACUCACAUCUGGCGAGCACGUGUCCCGUUGAUAUGUUUUGACAUUGUUGAGCUGCAUUUGCCUGAUAGAGUCAUGCGACAGUUUGGGUUUGAGCAGGUCGUUCCACGUCCUAUCGACACUUAUGUAGAGCUGCAUAAGCUGGAUAGGCGUGGGAAGCAUACAGAGGAUUGGGCACUCAGACAUGUCCGAUACGUGACUAUGUGGGAAAGGAGAGCUGAGCUAGCUGUGGUUGGGACACCCACAUAUGUGCCAUCUGUUUCAGGAGACUACAUGGGAUGGUACUACAGCAUCACUCGGUUAUUUGUGUCUCCUUCGUUCAGACUCCCUACUCAUCAUUAUCAGCCUAGCUCCUUGGCUUUGCAUCUUACGACACGAGCUUUGCAGCGCAUACAUCAGCGGGCUACUGCCACUGUGACUGAUAUUCCUGAUGUGGACAUGUAUGGACAGGCUCUGACAGGCAUUGCCUCGUUGUGCUCAGAUGUGUUGGGCCGAGUAGACUACGGACAUCUUAUACACAUGCCCCCAUCUCAGGAGAUGGCAUCCACGUCUAGUGCAACCGCGGCUUCAUCAUCCCAGACGCAACAUGAGAGAGUGGUUCUUCAACCACGACAACGCCGUAGGCGUAGACAUGAGCAGCAACAUCUCCAUGACGAAGCUGAUGAUGAGAACUUGUAGUUUGUCUUUUGUAUUGUAGUUUUUCUUAUGCAGUAGAUGUUGUACGAACAAUGUACAAGUUUUGAUGUAUUUUGUCUUGUUAAGUAUUGUAUGGAGUAUUGAUGUGUUCGAGUAUGAAUAUUAGAUGAUUACUUGUUAUGGCAUAUAUGAUGAUUGUAUUGUGUUAUUCCGGUUAUGAUUUGAAGGGUUUUUACGGGUGUUUAUAAGGUGUUUUUAAUAUUGUUGAGAGUAUGUCAUUGUGAAGACCUGCGGACUGCUCUCCUCCUUCCUUCUCUCUUGGGUUGUGUGGAUUCCCUUGCUCUCUUAUCUCUUUGGGGGUUCGAAUGGGGUGUAUGGGGAGUGUGUUAGGAGCCCCUAAACAUGCUAAAGGAGUAUGUGGCUCACAAAAGAACAUGGGAGAUAUUUGGUUUGCAAUCAAAUAUGGGGUGGACCUCCCCCUUUUGUUUUCUCUUGGAGUUUUUGUGCAUGUGAGCCAAGAGUCCGCCCCAUAUGGUCUUCUCACCUCUUUUCACUUGUUUUGGAGGUACUAAGUCCAUGUGGAAUGGUUCCCAAUUGAUCCCAAUCAUUUUGGGAUCUAAAUUAUCUACCAAUACUUCCAAAAAUGGGAAGAUGGGUCCUAUUGUUUUAUCUUUUGUCAAAGAUGUCUUUUUGUACUCAUCCUAAUUCAUUUAGAACAAGUCAACUUCCUUCAUCACAUUAUUGAUUUCCAAUAUGUGUAGGUUUAUCACAAUAAUUUACUUAAUGGAUAUUAUAGAAGAAAAAUCCUACUCCCAUCAUUUAGCUCAAUAAUGUUAAAGAUGGGACCAUAGGCAUUUGUAUUCUUCUUUAAUCAUUC
Cuscuta epithymum is the source of this 1990-nucleotide messenger RNA. The record is from the annotation of a GenBank genome assembly. NCBI's taxonomy places the organism in Eukaryota, Viridiplantae, Streptophyta, Magnoliopsida, Solanales, Convolvulaceae.